Propithecus coquereli (Coquerel's sifaka) is the source of this 1467-nucleotide messenger RNA. RefSeq names its product WD repeat domain 92 (gene DNAAF10). The transcript is spliced from 8 exons. NCBI's taxonomy places the organism in Eukaryota, Metazoa, Chordata, Mammalia, Primates, Indriidae. The coding region runs from base 92 to 1165 and encodes 357 amino acids. Gene Ontology annotation, molecular function: ubiquitin binding. The record is from RefSeq and is a predicted model, not a curated record.
AACUGUCUCUAACGUUUGGAGUUUGGUUUCCAGGUUGGUGUUUUGUCGGGGUCUGGGAGGGGCGGUUGCCGGAGGUGAAAUCGGCUGGACCAUGUCGGCCUUCGAGAAGCCUCAGAUCAUCGCCCAUAUCCAGAAGGGCCUCAACUACACGGUGUUUGACUGUAAGUGGGUGCCCUGCAGUGCCAAAUUUGUGACCAUGGGCAACUUCGCGCGGGGCACCGGCGUCAUUCAGCUGUACGAGAUCCAGCAAGGGGACCUGAAGCUGCUUCGAGAGAUUGAAAAGGCCAAACCCAUUAAAUGUGGAACAUUUGGUGCAGCAUCUUUACAGCAGCGAUAUUUAGCUACUGGAGAUUUUGAUGGAAACCUUCACAUAUGGAAUUUGGAAGCUCCAGAGACGCCAGUGUAUUCUGUAAAGGGCCAUAAAGAAAUUAUAAAUACCGUAGAUGGUAUAGGUGGGCUAGGAAUCGGAGAAGGAGCACCUGAAAUUGUGACUGGCAGCCGAGAUGGAACUGUGAAGGUGUGGGACCCAAGGCAAAAAGAUGAUCCUGUUGCUAACAUGGAACCUGUACAAGGAGAAAACAAGAGAGACUGUUGGACUGUGGCAUUUGGCAAUGCUUAUAAUCAAGAGGAACGUGUUGUUUGUGCUGGCUAUGACAAUGGGGAUAUCAAGCUGUUUGAUCUCAGAAAUAUGUCAUUGCGGUGGGAGACAAACAUAAAAAAUGGGGUGUGUAGCUUGGAAUUUGACAGAAAAGACAUAAGUAUGAAUAAGUUAGUAGCCACAUCUCUGGAAGGAAAGUUUCACGUUUUUGACAUGAGAACACAGCAUCCAACCAAAGGCUUUGCCUCUGUUUCAGAAAAGGCUCAUAAAUCUACUGUAUGGCAGGUCCGACACCUGCCGCAGAACAGAGAGCUCUUUCUGACAGCUGGAGGCGCCGGCAGCCUUCAUCUCUGGAAGUACGAGUACCCUGUUCAGCGGUCGAAGAAAGAUUCCGAGGGAGUGGAGAUGGGAGUUGCGGGUUCCGUCAGCCUUCUGCAGAAUGUUACGUUGUCUACCCAGCCCAUUUCAAGUUUGGACUGGAGUCCAGAUAAAAGGGGUCUCUGCCUCUGUAGUUCAUUUGACCAAACGGUAAGAGUACUGAUUGUUACAAAACUCCAUAAAAUUUGAUCUGAAGACUUUGGACUUGAAACCUUCCAGAGGAACACUCAUAGAACUUAAGAUAUGUUCUGAGAUCCUGUAACCUUCAUUGAACAAAGUUGGAUUUGGCUGAUGAAAAAAGGCCCCAGAUGCAAACCUGCAGGCUAGCUUCCAGCUUCUCCCAGGGUGUGUUCGCUGACCUGACUGGACGCUGGCUUGCUGCUAUGCGUGGACACCACUGUCUCCAGGGCAGGCUCUUGUCCUCUCCCUGCCAUUUCAAAUACAAAGUCAAUAAUUGCUUAUAUUUAAAUAUAUUUCAAAUUCAUUCUGCA